Molecule: messenger RNA, 1590 nt
Organism: Drosophila nasuta
Lineage: Eukaryota; Metazoa; Arthropoda; Insecta; Diptera; Drosophilidae
Product: nose resistant to fluoxetine protein 6-like
Exons: 7
Coding region: 1-1590 (529 amino acids)
Molecular function (GO): acyltransferase activity, transferring groups other than amino-acyl groups
Source: RefSeq, a predicted model, not a curated record
AUGGUAAAUCUAAAUUUCACUAAAGCAAUAGUGGAUGACGAAUACUGCAAGACAGUCGAUAAGGAACCCUACGAUGCUCUAACAAUAUUCACAAUAGUUCUACUAUCAAUCUUGGCUGCUGCUAUGCUACUUGCUACUCUCUGCGACUAUUUCUUCUUUGAGGAUCAAAGCAAAUUGCCAGGAGUGAUCAAAGUUUUCUCUGCACGCGCCAAUUCUAGAGCUCUCUUCCGUCUUGUCCAACCCAAAUCGAAUCCCACUGUCAUCGAUUGUCUUCAUGGACUGCGUUGCAUGUCGCUUAUUUGGGUUAUUUUUGGCCAUCAAUAUUUGUUUGCAAUAAUGGGACCAAAUAUAAACGGACUAAAACUGGUUUCAUGGAUCGCAAGUCCGUUUGCCAGUUUCAUACUCCAUGGUUUCUUCUCAGUUGAUACCUUCUUCUUCCUAAGUGGCCUGUUGCUUGUAAUGAUUGCCCUGCGAUCACUUGAGAAAACCAAAGGCAGACUCAAUAUUCCCUUGAUGUAUCUCCAUCGGUAUUUGAGACUUACUCCUAUAGUGGCUGUGGCUAUUCUUAUGCAUAUGAAGCUACUUCCCAUAAUGAAUGAUGGUCCCGUGACUUACAGGGCACAAUUCGAUAACUACGAUCACUGCCACAGGACGUGGUAUUUGACUCUACUCUACGUCCAAAACUAUGCUACUCCAGAUUUGUGCAUGAAUCACACCUGGUACCUGGCUGUAGAUAUGCAAUUGUAUAUUCUAUCGCCAAUAUUCCUUAUCGCAUUGUACAAGUGGGGCAAGAAAGCUGCUGCGGCAAUCUUUGUACUCAUGCUUCUACUCUCUGGUUGUCUCUUUGCCACAAUAAUGACCAAAAAGUAUCCAGUAGAUUUUGCCAAAGGAGGCAUCAGCGGUGAAAGCAAUCGCAAACUCUACUGGGCGACACAUGUUCAUGCGGCACCUUGGCUGAUCGGACUUCUGCUUGGAUACUUCCUGCACUUGAAUCGUAACAAGUCCUUCAAGCUUAAUUUCAUUUUCAUUUGGUUGGGUUGGAUUGUCAGCUUGGCCAUGUUGUUUGCCUCCUUGUUUGCUCUGUAUCCAGCUGCCCAGUGGAGUGCAAAAGCAUUGACAUUGGGAGAACAGGCUGCCUACUAUACACUGAGUCGAAUCGCUUGGCCGUUAGCUCUCUGCUGGGUUGUGUUUGCCUGUAUGCAGGGAUAUGGCGGAUUGGCCAACAGUUUCCUCUCCUCGCCACUUUGGCAGCCCCUGUCAAAACUCUCCUUCACGGCGUAUAUGUUUCACAUAUUCAUGCAGCAAGUACACGCAAGACGUCUGAGAACUAACGCCGUAUUCACAGACUACGAUGUGAUGCUGUCAUUCUGGCAAACCUUUGGCUUUACAUUGCUGCUGUCUUACGUAAUGUAUAUUAUUCUGGAAGCACCCUUUGGUGCCUUGGAAGGUAUGCUAAUGCCUCAGCGAAAACCUAAGCCGAAAACUGAGGAGCCCAUUGAUGUACGGACUGAUGAAAUUCAAGUUGUCGAGGUUCAAAAGACAAAUGAACCUAUGAAACCUGCAAAAGUUACGGGAGAGCAGGACAUAUAG